Molecule: messenger RNA, 1986 nt
Organism: Adineta steineri
Lineage: Eukaryota; Metazoa; Rotifera; Eurotatoria; Adinetida; Adinetidae
Source: the annotation of a GenBank genome assembly
AUGAAUUCAAAUCUUGUUGUUGCUGGAACAGGUAUUUACGGAUCAGCCUCGGAUCAGAUCAAUAGUCCUCUUGGAAUUUUUGUCGAUGUUAAUUUGGAUUUAUAUGUAGCAGAUUGUGGAAAUGAUCGAGUUCAGUUGUUUCAGUCGGGAGAAUCAAAUGGUAUCACAGUAGCUGGAAGUACAUCACUAAAUCCAACAAUUACACUUAGUUGUCCAAGUGGAAUCAUAUUAGAUGCUGAGAAGUACUUGUUCAUUGUGGAUCAAUUCAAUGGUCGUAUUGUUGGUUCAGACUUGAAUGGUUUUCGAUGUUUAGUUGGAUGUUAUGGAAGUGGUACACAAUCCAAUCAAUUGAAUUAUCCAGUUAGUUUGAGUUUCGAUCAUCCUGGAAACAUAUUGGUUACUGAUCAAGUGAAUUCUCGAAUUCAAAAAUUUUUAUUGAUGAAAGUUUCCUCUGCUCUUUCAUUCAAUCAACCAAAGUUUUGUCCAACAGCCAUUUGGAAUCCCACUGCAAGUACUUUUGUUAAUCAAUCGAUUGUUGGUGAAGAGCCUAACACCGUAUUUGUGAACACAAACAACACAAUUUAUGUCGUUAAUCGAGAAAAUAACACAAUUGUAAUGUGGCAAGAAGAGAAUGUCAAUCCAACAAUGAUCAUUCCCGGUAGUUUUAUAGGACCCAAUUCGCUCUUCGUGACAUCGAAUGGUGAUAUUUAUAUUGAUGAUGGAUAUGAGAAUGCUCAAGUACAAAGAUGGAGUGCAAAAACAAAUAACUUUGUUACAGUGAUGAAUGUCAGUACAUCAUGUUAUGGUUUGUUUGUCGAUAUCAAUGAUACUCUUUACUGUUCAAUGUAUAGUUAUGAUCAAGUAGUCAAAAGAUCAUUAAAUGAUGCUGUGAUGGCUUCAAACCGUGUUGCUGCUGGAACAGGUAUUCCAGGGUCAGCCUCGAAUCAACUCGAUAGUCCUCGUGGAAUCUUUGUUGAUGUAAAUUUGGAUUUAUAUGUAGCAGAUUGUGGAAAUAAUCGAGUUCAGUUGUUUCAGUCGGGAGAAUCAAAUGGUAUCACAGUAGCUGGAAGUACAUCACUAAAUCCAACAAUUACACUUCGUUGUCCAAGUGGAAUCAUAUUAGAUGCUGAGAAAUAUUUAUUCAUUGUGGAUUCUGGCAAUCAUCGCAUUGUUAGGUCAAGUUUAAAUGGUUUUCGAUGUGUAGUUGGAUGCUCUGGGGUGGGUUCACAAUCCAAUCAAUUAUCAAAUCCAUCUAGUCUUAGUUUCGAUGGUUCUGGAAACAUCUUUGUGGCUGAUCAAAGAAAUCAUCGAAUUCAAAAAUUUAAAUAUUUGAAAAGAUAUUGUAACAAUACUCCGUGGGUUGUCCAAAAUAUCUAUUCAUCAUCAUUGACUAACAGAAACCAAAUUUAUCACCGAGAUUGUCAGAAAGAAAUUUUUUAUUAUGAAUCAAUUCAAGUGAAGGUGAUUGAAAGUGGUUACUACAGUUUUCGUGGUAGUGGUGGCAUCGAUCCGUAUGGAUUUAUUUACAAAAACAAAUUUAAUCCGCUUGAUCCAUUAGAGAAUUUGCUCGAUCGAGAUUAUGCCCGUGACUCUGAUAUUCAGUUUAAACUUGAUAUUUAUCUUGAUGUUGACAUGAUAUACAUAUUGGUUGUGACAACAUAUGAUUCAAAAGACACUGGAGAAUUUUCGAUUGUUGCGUUGGGUAAAAAGAAAGUUAUUCUCGAGCGUCAUAGUAAUCCAGUAAAUAUUCAAUUAAUAUAUCCAUCAAAAUUAACUGAUAAUAGCCCAACAUAUCAUCGAGAUUCUCUAGUGCCAGAAUAUCAUUAUGAAGCUUUACAAACUCAUGUUAAUACAACGGGUUUGUAUGUUCUUUGGAGUGAAAGUAAUAUUAAUGCAUAUGGUGCAAUAUCUCAAGCAGAUAAAAAUGAUUUACUUUUCGAAAUAAUUAAUCCUGAUAAAAAAUUGAAAAUUGAUCUUUUCUUUUAG